This is a messenger RNA of Ceraceosorus bombacis, 2879 nucleotides long. NCBI's taxonomy places the organism in Eukaryota, Fungi, Basidiomycota, Exobasidiomycetes, Ceraceosorales, Ceraceosoraceae. The record is from the annotation of a GenBank genome assembly.
AUGGCAGAAGGCAAUAGAGAGAAGGAGCGAGGGCAAGGAGGCGCAGCGACGAGCACGACCGGCGGAGCACUUCGAGGAUUAGCUCGAUCUCUCUCUCUGCGACCCAAAAAAGCCGCUUCUCCGCAGCUGCUACCCAAUGGGAGCAUAGCGACGGAGGCGGUGACUUCAGGCAAAGGCAGUCUGGACACGAACACCGCCAAUGCUUUCACUAAUAACAACAGCACCAUCGGACCCAGCUCUCCUUCCACCUCGGCAGGUUUCGCAGGGCUAGGCUUCGCCACGCUACAAUCCCCUACUCGCAAGACUUCUCGAUCGGAGCGUAGACCUGCGCAUCAGCUUUUCGACGACAGCAUCUCCUCUUCUCCUGGUGGACGUGGGCCAGCUGUGGGACACGCGGAUGGAGCAGUGGUAGAGUGGGGAAGGCCACCGGCCCAGACGGACACCUCGCUGAGGGAUGUGCAGGUCGUAGGCUUAGCGAUGGACAAUAGCAAAGGCGCAUCGAACAGCUCUUCGACACCUCUGAGAUCAGUGUCUUCUAUCAGCAGCGUAGGUGCUGGGCAGCGAUUCGGUCGUAACAGGGAUGCAUCAGGAGGUACGAUCGGUCCGAGCAGAGGAGCUUCUUCCAAAUUCACCACCCUGCGAGAUGCGCCUCUCAGCUCAAGCGAUCCAGCUUUGGAGACGGGUCUGCACGUUCAAAGAGGCAAAGGAGUCGAUCGAGCGAAUGCGAGCGCACCAGCUGGUCUCGCUCCUCCCAACGAGGGACCAGGCAACAGCUCCUCCUCAUCUAGUGGUGGCUCCUCGCUCGUAAAGAAGCUGUCCCUGCGGCGAAAGCCGCAGCCUCGGCCUGACCCCCCUUUGACUUCACAAGCCGACAAUGAAGAAAAGGCUCUACCCUCCAUCACGCCUUCCCCCUAUCAUCUGACAGCUCCCUUUGGAAGAAGAUCGUUCGACUCUCUGGUCUCGGUUACUGGAACGCAAGCUGAGAUGGCCCCUUCGUACACUCAGGGAACGGCGGAGCCCAUGCAUCAGAGAGGUCACGCGCGUCGCAAGACUGCAACCGAUCGACAGGCCCUCGAUCCUCCGAGUGGCGCAGUGGCCUACUCUCCUUCUUCCUCCCGAGGUCUCAUCUCCUCAACGACGCGUGGUAGACCUGCGAGAGAAGGAUCGGCUGUCCCCACCUCUUCCGCUUAUCCUACCGGGUAUUGGGCUCCUCCACCUUAUGCGUAUGCUACGGCUCAGAAUGGUGGCGAACAUGGAAUCAGCUUGGGGGAUGAGAUGGAUGCUAUGUUGAGCUCGGAAGCGAGAGAGAGGAGGGAAGCGCUCAGGGGCCAUUCGCCCCCUUUCUUUGCAGUCAGAAGGGGAUGGCGCAAAGGAAUUUAUACGGAAGAGUACGUCGCUGAAGGCACGGUAUCUGUGAGCUGCCGCCCUCAGCUGAUCGGUGCAAUCUUUUCUCGCAGGGACGAGGCAUCGAGGCAGACCCAGAAUUGUGCGUUGAGUUUGAAGGCGGACUUAACCAGAGCUUGAGACAUUUUUGUUCAACCUUGCUUUCCCGCCUCUCCACUUGUCCCUAGUUCCUGGACCGAUAGUGAAGCGGUUCGAGAGUGCCGACGAGGCUGUCGCGUUCGUAUGCGCGCCCACCAAUCCUUCGAAGCCCAGCUUCACACGUAAAGAUUCUUCCGAUUCGAUUUUGCCUCGACCGGUAGCUGCUCCCGCGCUGUUGGCGACGGUACGAACUAGCACGCUGGGCCGAUCGCGGUCCUUGGCCAGCUCGACUACUUCGGGCCGUUCAUUUGGCGCGCGUAGAGGUGCAGCAAUGGGCUACUUGGAUGAGCCGAGUCGGACAUCCCCUUCUUCCACCAGCGGACAGUCUUUCUCGUUCGAAAACGAGGCUACGCAGGCGGGCGGACCAGAUUCUUCGAAGAUGGCACGGUCUGGCAGCAAUCGACCUGCGUCAAGAAAGGGAGCAGAGAACGCAAUGCCCUCUGUGGACGAGGACGGGACAGACCAUAACCUCAGCUUGGGCGCGCCUGGCGUCAGGACCGGAAGCUCGAUGAACCAUCGUCCUGCGCCUUUUGACUUCUCUACGACGACCUCGCACAGUGUCGUCAAGGAUCGCGCUUCCCCUUCGCUAGCCUACUUUGCCAUGGCCUCUUCGCCGCUGACAGCGAAUGCUGCUGCACUAGGUGCAGAAGCCUUCGGCCGAGCGGCUUCUCCCGGCGGACUCGCCAGCGAAAGCCACGCGCAAGCGCACAUCAGCCCCUUGAUCCUACCGGAGCGUCCAACAACCCCGGCGAAACUGCCCAGAAUGGCAAAUGGCGGUGCUGUUUUCGUCAUCGAGGAUGUGACCAAUCUGGAACGAUCUUUGGCUUUCUACUCUGCUGUGUUUGGAGCGAAUCUCGCUCAGAAGCAUGCCAGCGCUCUCUUGCUUCGAGUGGGUUCGCAGGAGCAUGCUGCUUCGCCCACCACACGCAUCUUGCUGCGCCUCCGCGCACAAAGUCCAUUUGAGGAUCGGGCAGAGAAGCAUGAGCAUGAGGCGUCUGACUCUUUCGCGAGCAGCGGAAUGGAAUGUUCAGUCGUCCAUCGACCUACCGCACCCAGAGUUGCGCUGUUGAUAGAGUUCGAAGCGCAAUCCUUGCGCGAGGUACACGCAGGCAUCUCAGACCGCUUGACCAACGCUAAAGCCAAGCAAGGUCACUGGAAGCGCUGCGCCGUGACACCGAUGAUAGACACUGUGAGUGCUUCCUUUGUGGACCUUUCCGAUAGGUGCAAGCACAACUCACACGCACCCGAAUCAUGCAAUGCAGGUCUUUGGUACGCGAGAAGCUCGUUUGACUGGACCAGAUGGCGAGACUUGGAUUCUGAGCUCGCCAAUCGCCUAA